Parasteatoda tepidariorum (common house spider) is the source of this 1619-nucleotide messenger RNA. It is a transcript of the gene inc, whose product is annotated as BTB/POZ domain-containing protein inc. Gene Ontology annotation, biological process: protein homooligomerization; proteasome-mediated ubiquitin-dependent protein catabolic process. Lineage: Eukaryota; Metazoa; Arthropoda; Arachnida; Araneae; Theridiidae. The record is from RefSeq and is a predicted model, not a curated record. Gene Ontology annotation, cellular component: Cul3-RING ubiquitin ligase complex; cytoplasm. Gene Ontology annotation, molecular function: cullin family protein binding.
UACAACCGCUAACUGUCUUGUCACAAAUUUUGUUUAGAGAUAGAGAUUUUCCAAAAUCGAUAAACAAACAUUUGGAAGUAAUGGCUACUAAGCAUUAUCUCAACCACAGUGAUCGAAAUGAUUCAGAAUCUUUUGAGGAUGCGGAUGAAAAAGCCAAUCGCAAGACGCAAUGGGUUAGGUUAAAUGUAGGUGGAACGUACUUUCUGACUACUAAAACUACUCUUUGCCGUGACCCCAACUCAUUUCUCUACCGGUUGUGCCAAGAAGAUCCAGAUUUGAACUCUGAUAAAGAUGAAACUGGUGCAUAUUUGAUUGACCGAGAUCCUUCAUAUUUUGGGCCAAUCUUGAAUUAUUUGCGCCAUGGAAAGCUUGUUAUUAAUAAAAAUUUAGCUGAAGAAGGAGUGUUGGAAGAAGCUGAAUUUUACAACAUUACUGAUUUAAUUCGACUUGUAAAAGAAAGAAUUAAAGAAAACCAUGUUAAGAUGAGUAAAAAUGAUUCAAGAAAACAUGUAUACAGAGUCCUACAAUGUCAUGAAGAUGAGUUGACUCAAAUGGUGUCCACUCUCUCUGAUGGCUGGAAAUUCGUGCAGCUUAUUAAUAUUGGUUCCUCCUACAACUAUGGCAAUGAAGACCAUGCUGAGUUUCUAUGUGUUGUUUCUCGAGAGUAUUGUGGCACAUCUUCGAUUUCUUCAGACUUUGAACCAACCGAUCGAGCCAAAGUUAUACAACAAAAAGCCUCUCGAAUGUGAGCAUUAUUGUUUUUUUGAGAACUGUAGAUGUUGAUGAUGAAAAUUCAUCUGUGAUAAUAACUUGUUGGAAUCUCUGCCCUUUGGUGUUUCCAAUCCCAUGUUUUUUUAUGAAAGAGAGAAAACGUUAAGUUAAUUUUUUUCCUGUCUUUGUUAUUAUUUAAUUUUUUAUAGUGUAGUUUUACAUUUGUUUGAUGCAGUGUCAUUGCCCUCAGUGUUCUUUUUGUUCUCUUUUUCCUUUUGGGUGUGCUCUAAACAUCAUUCUAGUUAACUUUAUCCAUCCAAAAUCUGGCAUACCUACCUGAAACAUGAACUGUAAUUGCAAUGAGUAUCAUGCAGAUUUUAAAGAAUGAUGUGUUCACACUUUCUCUGUGGGGAGUGCAAUGUCCUUUCUUUUUAGUGUUGUGUGAUAUAUAUUGUUCAUCAUUGUAAUAAGUCUUUUUUUUUCUUUCUUUGUGCCCAGGGUACAAAAUAACAUUUUUAAUUUAAAUCUCAGGGCGGUUGUAAUAUUAAAAAGAAAAAAAAAAAAGAUGUGAAUGGGAACUCAUUAAUGUCCAUAUCUACCCUCUUAAUUUUCAAACUGCUACAGCAAUAUUUGUAACAGUGGUGUGUAAGUAUAGUAAUGUACACUAAAAGAUGGUUGCUUUUAAUGAACCUAAGGAAAGACUGCCGGGUUAAUUUUUAAUCUAAAAAUGGUAUGAAAUAUCUGGAAAAAAAAAGUUAAUUACAAAGUUGUAAAGCAUCAUUGAUUUAAUACAAAUAGACACUUUAUGGAGGUUAAGGCAAAGAAUUGAGAAAAAAGGAAAUUUUAAAUGUGAUGCAUGCAGUAUUUGCAAAGUAAUUUAGGAGUAAAAUAAUAAUAAUAAAAAAAAA